Molecule: messenger RNA, 3586 nt
Organism: Girardinichthys multiradiatus
Lineage: Eukaryota; Metazoa; Chordata; Actinopteri; Cyprinodontiformes; Goodeidae
Product: major facilitator superfamily domain-containing protein 6-like
Exons: 2
Coding region: 188-1939 (583 amino acids)
Cellular component (GO): membrane
Source: RefSeq, a predicted model, not a curated record
GGUCCAUGAACCGCCCCCUGGCUGCAGCAGGUGUGUGUAGAACUAAAACACGAAGGAGAAGGAAAAGUUCUGGAUGUCUUGUUUGUACCUGAAUGGAGAAAAUAAAAGAUAGACGAUUUUGAAGAAGAAAAGACUGGCAGUUUGUCCAUGUGAAAUCUUUUAAGAGACACUGUGCUGCUGGAAGACCAUGAGGAGGAUCAAGCAGAUUGACGUCAAGCGUGCCCUCGCUCUGACAGGCACCUUCAGCUUCCUCUGCUCCUGUUCCCAAGCCUGUCUGCUCCCCUUCCUCACCCUGUAUUUCCGCCAGCUGGGCCUGUCUCCAUCCAUGACUGGCAUCAUCAUGGGCACUAAGCACUCCAUAACUCUGGUGUGGAGCCCAGCAGCUGGUCUCCUCUCCAAACGCUACAACAAAAGGCGGGUGGUGAUAAACUGCUCGCUGGUGUUUUCUGCUGCAGCCGCUCUGCUCCUGCUGCUCCUACCGCCUGUAGGGAAUCCUGGCACACAGAGCAGCACCUGUAACACCUCCAACCUCAGUUCUGGUUCAGCUAAAAGUCUAGUUGACCUUACAACUAGUACUACGAGUCAGACAUUGCCAACUAUUACACAUAGAGAAUUUGCUCUUGCAACCUCCCCUUCUAACUCAGUCAGUUAUUCAGAACCUCCUCCUGUACCAACUAAACCUAAUCAAAAUGAUACCGAAAACUCAGAAAUUCAGCCCUCGCAAGUAGAAGCAUCAUCGGUCCCAAGCAGCAGUCCUACAGUACUGAGCGUUGUGCAUUCCACCGUCAGCUCUUUUUUAAGUGCAGAAAGGAAUAAGAGGUCUGUGAACAGUUCUGGAUUUCUAGCCAGCCUGAAGGAGAUGGACAUUCAGAACCAACUCUUCUUCUUGAUGCUCAUCAUCGUGUCAGUGUGGGAGUGGACGUCGGCCCCUCUUAAGUGGACGGUAGACGACGGCCUUUACGAGUAUUUGGACUACGCGGAUGCCUCGGACCGUCACAGCAGCACAGGGGUGUGGAAUCUACUCGGGGGAGCCUUUGGGGUCGGGGGAGCCGGGCUUGUGGUUGGCCAGCUGAGCUGUCUCAUAGUUGCUCACACCUCCAGAAGUGCAGUGCAUUUUUACUUCUAUGCAGGCCUGGCAGCUCUAGCUCUGCCUGUAGCCGUCUACCUCCCUCUGUACCUGAACAAAAAGCGAGACAGAGCCAACGGGCUCCUGAAGGCCAUGCAGCUGGUGCACAGCUCCCCCCAAGCUCUGCUCUGUGCUUUUACCAUCCUCCUGGUCGGAGUGGUGAACUCAGCUGUGGAAAACUUCCUGCUUUGGCAGAUGGAGGAUAAUGGGAGCACUGAGGUGCACAUGGGACUGUCUCUAGCCCUCGCUUUGCUCUCGCAGGCUGCCUUUCCCCUUCUGGCUGGCAGAGUAUCUAAGCUCCUCAGCCCAGGCAGGGUCCUUGUAGUGGGGGCUGCUAGUCUCGGGAUACAGUGCUUCUACUACUCCUUCCUCUGGGGGCCCUGGAUGGCCUUGCCUGCACAGGUGCUGAGUACCUUCAGCAGCGGCGCCCUCUGGUGGGCUGUGGGGAUCCAGUGUGAGGACGUUGCAACACCAGGGGCUGAAAGAAGUGUCAGGAGGGUCUACAGUUCCUUGUGCCUGCACUUAGGGAGUGCACUCGGGAGUUUUGCUGGAGGAUUUGUGGUGCAGAGAUUUGGGGUGACAUGGCUGUACCGAGGGGUGGCAGUGGGACUUAUGGCAUGGUGUGUGUGCCUUCCUCUGCUGCAGUGGAAAGCCCCUCGCCAGCGCAGGAUUAACUACUCACGGCUUUUGGCAGCUGACGCAAGCGAGGCCAGUGACUCUGAAUCUGAGCCAGAGAGAGACUGGCUGGAUAAGGCCAUGGAGGAUGACCGAGGCAAUACCAACUAUGAAAGGAGAGUCAGACACCUAAACUAACCAACAUGAUGCUGUGGUGAAAGAAAAGAUCUAUAAAAUGUGGCGAUGCACCAAUCAGGCAGUAAGAUAUCAAUAUUGGCUGAUUGGCAGUAUUGGAGACUGAGAGUUUUGCUUAUUCUUCUUUGGUAAAAAGCUCAAAGUCAGUCCGAUUCGUUGGAGAGCAUCUGUGAACAUCCUGUUUUAAGUCAGAUCUACAGACUAUUGGAUCUAGGUCUGGACUGACUGGGCUAUUCCAACACAUGAAUACACUCUGUUCUAUUUGCAUGUUUAGAGUUAUGCCACUGAAAGUUGAAUGUCUACCCAACUCAAGUCUUCUGUAAGCUUUAUCAGGUUGUUUUGUUGGGUACUGCCUUGUCUUUAGCUGUCACUGCUGAAGAUAAUCAUCCCCACAGCAUGAUGUUGCCACCACCAUGUUACAUGAUGGGGAUGAUGUGCUCAGAUUGGUGGGCUUUGCUGCUGUUGUCAUGCACAUUUUGAGUUCAGUAAAUAGCAAACAUGCUUCAAAAGCAUAGAUUCAUCCAUUUUCCUUUAGACUCAAAACUAUUACCUUUGGCAAAUAAGAUUCAAAAUUUUUCUUUUAUGUGUUUAUAGUCGUUAGAAAAAUAAAAUUGAUGUUUGAAAUUGGAUACAGCACGUCGGACCUAAAGAAAUCCAGAAAAUGGGUACCAGGAAGAAAUGCCCGAUCGGUGCAUCUCUAACAAAAUGUGUUUAAAAUAUAGAAUUUUUAGCAUUGGAUUAGCAAUUAUAUUCCCUAUCAGAUUUGGCACAUUGCCUGACAUGUCAUUCCUUAUUACCAAAUGCCAGCCAAGGAUGCUGGAUUUUCUCCCCUGACAAGUUUGAUUACCACCAAAGAUUUUUUGACUAUAACUGCUCAUUGCAAUUUACUUUUUUUAACUAAAGGUUCCAGCAUCCUGCAGGGGUGCCAGCUCUAUUGAAGGAUUCUGGUUCCCAUUUGCAAAGGCAGACGUUGUUUUAGGUCUAGUUGUUUUUGAAGACAAAGCAGCAGGAUUAUAAGGACCAAAAACCCGGCUUCAGUAUACAAGCUCAACAGCUUAGACAUCAUGAGAAUAGAAACACUGAAGCCUCUUACCGCAGUGUAAACUAAACACAUGUGCAGACGACCAGGCCAAACUGGACUGGCAUCCUGUUACACCCCACCCAAACAGGCUGUUGGUCCUCCUCCACCCCUGACUGCUGCAGCCAUCAUUUCUGUCCCUUACAUUGGACACUAAACUGUGAAAUAAUAAAAUAUGUGAUUAAGCAGAUGGAGAAGUGCUCAUUCUCUGAUCGUAUGUAUUUAACUUUAAGCUGAGCACAUUACAAAUGAUUGCUUUUGGGCAUCUGUAAGAAAUUCUUGUCAAAGCUGUACUUUAAAAUGAGUUUAAGCCAAACAUACCUCAUGUCAGAUGCUUUAUUUUGAUCUGUUGACAGCCGUGAAGUUACAGUUUGUCAGCAAGUGUUGGGAUCACUACUGCUCUAUUAGGACUCUGUCUCCAGGAGAAAGAACUGUGAGGUCUAAUGUUCCACCUUACUUAAUGCUUUUCCUCAAGAUUUCCCGCUGAGAAAACUGUUAAAUGUAUGAAGGCUUAUGCAUUUAUGUCAAAUUAUUAUGGAUUAAAUAUACCUUAUGCUGUGCUUGCAGUCUAA